Anarrhichthys ocellatus (wolf-eel) is the source of this 2250-nucleotide messenger RNA. RefSeq names its product SHQ1, H/ACA ribonucleoprotein assembly factor (gene shq1). Gene Ontology annotation, cellular component: nucleoplasm; cytoplasm. Bases 199 to 2049 code for a protein of 616 amino acids. NCBI's taxonomy places the organism in Eukaryota, Metazoa, Chordata, Actinopteri, Perciformes, Anarhichadidae. Gene Ontology annotation, biological process: box H/ACA snoRNP assembly. The transcript is spliced from 13 exons. The record is from RefSeq and is a predicted model, not a curated record.
UGCAUCCACGAGCUGCCAGAGAAGCAUGUUGGGAUAACUCAGUGUGUUGCUAGUGAGUGUGUGUGUGUUCAGUUUAACGGUGUCUGUAACGUGUACUGUGGUUUAGUGACAGCCAGUGGAGUGAUUCAAACAGCCCGUUCCCACCGCAGGCAUUGGAAUAAAGGAAGUUAAAGGUGUGUAUCACAAUCAGUAGUCACAAUGAUAACUCCUGCGUUCGACCUGAGCCAAGAUCCAGAGUUCCUGAUUCUCAGCAUCCGCGUGCCGUACACCAGAACAUCCGAGUUUGAUCUUUACAUCGAUGGAACAGAUUUCAAGUUCUUUGCCAAACCCUACUUUCUCAGGUUGUCUCUUCCUGGAAGAAUAGUGGAGGAUGGGAGAGAAAAGGCCAAGUUUGACAUUGAUAAAGGUCUCGUCACUCUUCGGGUCCCAAAGGAAACAUCUGGAGAGCACUUUGAGGGGCUCCAGAUGCUGACGAGUCUCCUCGCCCCAAAAGGCUCCCGUUCAGCCAAACCCCUGAUAGAGGACCUGAGCGCAGGAGGCGGUGAAGGCGCGGGAGAUGAUGAUGAAGAUGAAGACGAGGAGGACUUUGACUGGCAGGUUGAGCAGGAGGUGUACAAGGAGAGCUCUGAGGAGGAGCUGGGAGUCCUGCAGAAAUACGGCUUCGGCAACCAGAGGUGUGGAGUGUUUGCAAGAUUACAGGAGGAACUGAGCGAUGUGACCGAUGUCAAGAACCCAGAGGGGACGACAGCAGCGGAGAGGAGGCAGGGACGGCUCCACGCAGAGGAAUCUGCUUUUUCUCCUGACCAUUACCUGGCUGACUUGUUUGAGGAUGAUGAGAUAAAGGGGCUGCUGAAGUUUAGGCCAUGGUGGGAGAAGCCGAGUCCUUCAACAGAGCAGGAAGAGGAAGAAGUUGCAGCCGUGUCGUUCACCGACGAUGAGAAGGAGCAGCUGAGGAAAUUCACCAACCGCUCGUACCUGCUGGACAAGACGUCCCGUCACCAAGUGUGGCUCGGCCUUGUGGACGUCCUGCUGGCUUACUGCUACGAAGCGCGCUCCACGGAGGGAGAGCACAACGUUGAAUCUCCGUGGACUAUCAGAAAACUCAGCGGGACUCUCUGCUGGCUGGAGACUUACAGCUCCCUGCAGGACGUCCUGGUGUCUUUUGGUCGGAGGGUUUUGUGCUACCCACUCUACAGACACUUCGCAAUGGCAUCGGCGGCUGUUCGUGACACAACUACGAUUUUGCAGUCAGGGAGAGCCGGUGUCCUCAGAUGCCUGCUGGAUAUUCACAGAGUGUUCCGAGAGAACGACCCGGCCUACAUACUGAACGAUCUGUACAUCACAGACUACUGCGUCUGGAUCCAGAGAGUCAACAAUUGCUUCCGUUCUCCGUCCGUGGCCCAUUGGUUCCUACUGAAGAUGUCUAAGAAGAUGUCAGCCUUGGCCGUGACGUUACAAAAAGCCUCCCUGCGGAAAAAAGACCUGGAGCUGGAACUCGAGGAGCUAGAGGAGGCAGCGACAAUGGUGGCCGAUGAGGAGGAGGAGGAAGAUGAAGAAGAGGGAGCAGCCUCCGACUGCGCUCCGAUAUCCCACAGUGACAGCGGUGGAGCUUCCAGUGACAGCAGCAGCAGUGACUCGUCCGACGAGAGCGAGGAAUCUGAGGCUGAAGGGCAAAGCUGCACCGAAUCCAACGUGGGAGGAGGAGGAGGAGGAGGAGGAAGAAGAGGAGGAGGAGGGAGGGCGUCUAAGGACAGCCCUCCACAGCCCCAACCUGUCUCGGCUGCCUCUCACAUCCCCCAGGAGCCCACAAGCACACCCUCCUCAGCCUCACAGGGCUCCAGCCUGCUGAUCCAGGAGCUGGGGGAACGGGUGGCGGAGGAGCUGAGAAUCUCUCAGGACUCGCGGGCGAACAGCGGCGCGGUGAAGGCGGACGCAACGUCAGGGAGCCGGAGUACCGGCGAGACUUUGUUGGAGCCGAGCCCUCGCAGAAACCCCCUGCUAAUCGUCGGAGCGCUGGAGGAUCGAGAUGAGAGCGACUUUGUCGGCUGAGAGACGUCGUGGGAACCUGAGAGACCACGCGGAUGAAUUUUGAACUGUUGCCUCUGUGUAAGAACAUGAGACUAUUUUAACGACUUCAUUUCUAAACGGUUUUUAGUGCUUCAACCCUCUGAAUGACCUUAAUUGUCUGUAAGGAAUUGUAUUCUCUUACUUUAUGAACUUGCUAAGCCUCAUUAAAAUCCUUGCUUGAUA